CCUUCCUGCCGCACCAUGCCGUCCCUGCGGGCGCUGACUCUCUCCGCGUGCGCCCUGCUCGGCUGGGCGGUGCUGGCCGGCAGCGCGGGCGGCGGCGGCGGCGGCGGCGGGCGCCGGGGGACGGAGACGCCGCCGCCGCCGCAGAAGAUCGAGGUGCUGGUGCUGUUGCCCCGGGACGACUCGUACCUGUUCUCCCUGGCCCGGGUGCGGCCGGCCAUCGAGUACGCGCUGCGCAGCGUGGAGGGCAACGGGACCGGGCCGCGGCUGCUGCCGCCCGGCACGCGCUUCCAGGUGGCCUACGAGGACUCGGACUGCGGCAACCGCGCGCUCUUCAGCCUGGUGGACCGCGUGGCGGCGGCGCGGGGCGCCAAGCCCGACCUCAUCCUCGGGCCGGUGUGCGAGUACGCGGCGGCGCCCGUGGCCCGGCUGGCGUCGCACUGGGACCUGCCCAUGCUGUCGGCGGGGGCCCUGGCCGCCGGCUUCCAGCACAAGGACACGGAGUACUCGCACCUCACGCGCGUGUCGCCCGCGUACGCCAAGAUGGGCGAGAUGAUGCUCGCGCUGUUCCGCCACCACCAGUGGAGCCGCGCCGCGCUGCUCUACAGCGACGACAAGCUGGAGCGCAACUGCUACUUCACCCUCGAGGGCGUCCACGAGGUCUUCCAGGAGGAGGGUCUGCACACGGCCGCCUACAGCUUCGACGAGACCAAGGCCUUGGACCUGGAGGACAUCGUGCGCUACAUCCAGGCCAGCGAGCGAGUGGUGAUCAUGUGUGCGAGCAGCGACACCAUCCGGGGCAUCAUGCUGGCGGCGCACCGGCACGGGAUGACCAGCGGGGACUACGCCUUCUUCAACAUCGAGCUCUUCAACAGCUCCUCCUACGGAGAUGGCUCGUGGAAGAGAGGAGACAAACACGACUUUGACGCUAAGCAGGCGUACUCAUCCCUCCAAACAGUCACUCUACUGAGGACGGUGAAACCCGAGUUUGAGAAGUUUUCCAUGGAGGUGAAGAGUUCUGUGGAGAAACAAGGGCUCAAUGAGGAGGAUUACGUGAACAUGUUUGUCGAAGGGUUCCAUGAUGCCAUUCUGCUCUACGUCCUGGCCUUGCACGAAGUGCUCAGAGCUGGCUAUAGCAAGAAGGACGGAGGGAAAAUUAUCCAGCAGACGUGGAACAGGACCUUUGAAGGCAUUGCCGGGCAGGUGUCCAUAGACACGAACGGGGACCGGUAUGGGGACUUCUCGGUGAUCGCCAUGACCGACGCAGAGGCGGGCACCCAGGAGGUGAUUGGUGAUUACUUCGGAAAGGAAGGUCGCUUUGAAAUGCGGCCCAACGUCAAAUACCCCUGGGGCCCCCUGAAGCUGCGGCUGGAGGAGACCAGGCUGGCGGAGCACAGCAGCGGAGCUCCCUGCAAGUCCUCAGGUGGCCUAGAAGAAUCAGCGGUCACAGGAAUUGUGGUGGGGGCCUUACUAGGAGCUGGUUUGCUAAUGGCUUUCUACUUUUUCAGGAAGAAAUACAGAAUAACCAUUGAGAGACGAAACCAGCAAGAAGAAAGCAACGUCGGAAAACAUCGGGAGCUACGGGAAGAUUCCAUCAGAUCCCAUUUUUCGGUGGCUUAAAGGAGGCCUUUUCUUUCGGCCCGAGAUUCUUUGGGGAGAUUGAUGGGAUGAAAGACAUGAAUGGAACAGAGGAGUGCUCUUGAAGAACUCAUUCUUUUCAGCAUUUAGUCAUUUCGUUGUAAGAUUUCUUUAGAAGCUCAGGAACUAUUAUUAGUCAUCAGAUGCCUCCCGGCCUUUCAUCUAAUGACAAGAAAAUAGCAGAAUAUAGUGUCACUCUGUUAACCGUGCACACUGUUUGGAGGGCCUGUGAUUGGAUUUAUGGUUUGAGAAUCUGAUGUCUCCCUAUCUUGAUGGCUUUUGGGGGCAUUGCACACAAGGCUAUAAAAAUGGGGUUUUCUCAAGUGAAAUGUUUUAUAGCUAGAAUAAAACCAUUUUUACAAGUAGAAUAUUCCUAGAAAGAAUUUAACACCCAAGAAGAGGAAAAUGUAACGGAAAAUCCAAGGUGCGAAAUACGCUCGCGCCUCUCUCUUUAGCUGGCCGGCCGGGUUGAGUUGAGGACGGCUCUGUCCAAGGAAUACAUUCAGGUCCUGACUUCCUCUCUUGAAAAAGGAUUUCCUCCUGUCUCCUUCAGUGUCUCAUAAAAGCUGCUCUGGACAGUUGUAACUAUCACCGAGAUAAGAGGAUUUAUACAAGGAAAGCAAGUCUAGAAUGUUUCAUUUUUUUAAAAUGUAAAAAAACAAAGCCCUAUUUCGCACUAACAUUUUAUUUUUAAGUAUUUUGAUCUUAUAUUUUGCUAUUAGAUAAUGUGUCUAUUUUUUCAUUUUGAAGAUUAAAUUUCACUUAUAUUUGAAAAGCAUGGGUACAACAGUGAUGGAAGAUGCUUCUC
Messenger RNA from Eptesicus fuscus (big brown bat), 2443 nucleotides. It is a transcript of the gene NPR3, whose product is annotated as natriuretic peptide receptor 3. The coding region runs from base 16 to 1617 and encodes 533 amino acids. The transcript has 8 exons. Gene Ontology annotation, biological process: regulation of blood pressure; vasodilation. Gene Ontology annotation, molecular function: natriuretic peptide receptor activity; peptide hormone binding. Lineage: Eukaryota; Metazoa; Chordata; Mammalia; Chiroptera; Vespertilionidae. Gene Ontology annotation, cellular component: membrane. The record is from RefSeq and is a predicted model, not a curated record.